Messenger RNA from Cooperia oncophora, 372 nucleotides. Lineage: Eukaryota; Metazoa; Nematoda; Chromadorea; Rhabditida; Trichostrongylidae. The record is from the annotation of a GenBank genome assembly.
AUGCCGCCGAAACCGUCUGCCAAAGGUGCGAAGAAGGCUGCCAAGAGCCAGAAGGCCAGCCGUAGCAGCGAUAAGAAGAAGAAGCAUCGCCGAAAGGAAAGCUAUUCUGUCUACAUCUAUCGCGUUCUGAAACAAGUCCACCCUGAUACUGGCGUCUCAUCUAAGGCUAUGUCUAUUAUGAAUUCAUUCGUCAACGAUGUAUUCGAACGUAUUGCUGCUGAAGCUAGCCGUCUCGCCCAGUACAACAAACGAUCCACCAUCUCAUCACGCGAGAUUCAAACUGCUGUUCGUCUGAUCCUGCCCGGAGAAUUGGCAAAACACGCCGUGUCUGAAGGAACCAAGGCUGUGACAAAGUACACAUCAAGCAAGUGA